AUGUUAGGAUUAGCUGUACGAUCCGUGCUGCGGAAAGUGUGUGCAAAGAAUGCUUUGGAAUCUUACCAACUAAAAGGCCUUGCCGUUACCACACGAUGCCAGUCAUUAGGUCAAUUAAAUAUGCAUCGAGAGAAAUAUACCGACGCGAGCAAAUACAAAGGUGGAAAGUUAGCUGGACAGCGCCAAAAAGUUAUAGCAUCAGAAAACGAUCAAUCCACUGCGGAAGAUGAUGAAACAUUGGAGGGGAGGGAUAAUCGGGCCGAGCUAAUAGAUGAUCGCGACUACGACACAGUGGCUUCCAGUGCCAUGCACGUGACGAAACAGAUUCUUAACGUGCAGCAUGUGGUUAUCAUACAACCGUACAUCAAGUGGGGACCUCGGAAAAAUCCCACCAAACCGGACCUGUUGCUAGCAGAAGCGGAAGCGCUUGUGCGUUCAUUGCCCAAAUGGACUAUUGAGCUCAGCAUGAAGAUUCCUGUGGAAACGCUUGAUAAAAGGCAACUGUUUGGUAGCGGUAAGCUCGAAGAGCUAAAAAACAUCAUCCAAACCCGGCAAGAAUCCGGUACACCACUCUCCUGUGUGUUUAUCAGUAAAGGGACACUUACUUACUCACAAAAGCAAACGCUCGAACAAACCUUUCGUCUGCCGGUGAUGGAUCGCUACUCAGUCGUGGUACAAAUACUUCGACUGCACGCCGUCAGCAUGGAAGCGAAGCUACAGGUGGCCCUUGCCGAGUUACCAUACAUCUGGUCCCAGGUGAAAGAUCAGGAAGGAUCCUCGAAAGGUUCGGGUCGAAUCUUUUUGAGCGAUUCUCAGCGUCAAAUGUUGCAGCUUCGCGAACGGAAGCUACGCAAUGAACUGGCCACGAUUCGAUCACACCGCGAACUGCUUCGUAACCGUCGUCGGCAGAAAAACUUUCCCGUGGUGGCAGUGGUCGGUUACACGAAUGCCGGCAAAACUUCGCUCAUAAAAGCACUGACGGAAGAGCAAAGUUUGCAGCCACGUGAUCAACUGUUUGCCACGCUUGAUGUGACAGCCCAUGCCGGAUUGUUGCCCUGCAAACUCGAGGUGCUGUACAUGGAUACGGUUGGUUUUAUGGCGGACAUACCAACUGGACUGAUUGAAUGUUUCGUAGCAACGCUGGAGGAUGCAAUGUUAGCGGAUGUGAUCGUGCACGUGCAGGAUAUGGCACACGAGAAUCAUUCAGAGCAACGGGCCCACGUGGAACGUACGCUGGGAAAGUUAAUGCACAACGGUGAACAGUCACUUAGCCCGGAACGUAUCAUCAACGUAGGCAACAAGAUUGAUUUAGUGGCGGAUCCGUCGGAAUUCACGAUCGAAUGUAACGGGGGCGGGAAGCAACCAUCAUCUGACUACGAUCGAUUACAUCUCAUUUCUUCCCAAACGUUGGUAGGCGUACACGAGCUGCUGUUGGAGCUGGAACGAAGAGUGCUAAUGGUAACUGGACGGCAGCGUAUUGUGAUACGAGUACCGAUGGGUGGUGCGGAAAUGGCAUGGCUGUACAAGAAUGCAGCCGUUACAGAAACGGCGGCCGAUCCGGACAACGCGGAACGGUUGCUCGUGAGUGUGGUAAUCACGGAAGCCAAACUGCAGCAAUUUCGCCAUUUGUUCAUUCGCAAACGGAGUUGAGCCGAAGCUUUUUGUAAUAAAUGUGAUGUAUAUUGUACAGAAAUA
Molecule: messenger RNA, 1695 nt
Organism: Anopheles funestus (African malaria mosquito)
Lineage: Eukaryota; Metazoa; Arthropoda; Insecta; Diptera; Culicidae
Product: putative GTP-binding protein 6
Exons: 1
Coding region: 1-1650 (549 amino acids)
Cellular component (GO): cytoplasm
Molecular function (GO): ribosome binding; GTP binding
Source: RefSeq, a predicted model, not a curated record